AUGUUUUCUGUACACGUCAGCCAUAUGAAACCUCCGUCUACAAUGAAAAUUACCGAGUACCGAGACAUAGCCGCAAUGAUAUUGGACCUGCUCGUGAUAACAGACCUCACUGCAAUUAGCCGUACUUGUCAAAUCAUGCGAGAAUUAGGCCAAGAGGUUAUACGCCGAAGAUUUAGGCAUAUAUUGGAACCUUUUGCGGGCAAUCAUUUGCCGAGUUUCCUCUCAGCUCUACGGCAUGGUAAUGGUCUUAUAACUGGAUCAUCCGUACGAGCGAUGAUGGGAUAUAACAAUAGCAGUGCCUCACGGGACCUGAACAUUCUCGUCCCGUAUACAGGUUUUGACAACUUACACGAAACCAUCGAACACACGCUCGGAUUUACGUCCAUUUCAAGAGUAGCGCAUCCUGCCAUUGCAGCCUCGAUUGGCAUAUUUCGCAAAUACAAAUCAAAACACCGAAUCAUCACCCUAUCCGCAUCCCAUAAAGACCAGAAUAUUCUCCACAUCAUUCUUAAUGCCCCAACAACAGCCGACAUGCUAUUCAUGACUACCGGAGGACUUUGUUACUUCUACCCAAAUUUUUAUCACGCAGGAAUUGCUAUUGAAAGCCACAGUGGAAAUUUAGUCCCAAAUGACAAGAAAUUGGGAUGCGCUGGAGAAAUAACGGACGAAUUUGAGAUGGAGAAAGACAUGUCGUUCCUCAACAGGACCUGCAAUGAUUUAUGUCCCACAUUUUGGCACCACGUCGAAGAAAAACGUUGGCGUUUGUGCGUUGAUUGGAAUGUAGAAGAUUCAGUCACCAAAGUUUUCCAUGACAUCAAUGUCGAAUGGCGAUUGAACAGAGAGUGUACAAAUAGCGAAUGCCCUCGCUGUUUUACGGAGAUGUCACAAAACUGUGAAUGUGCUGGUGCUAGUAACCGUGAUGAUGUAAAAUGGAUACCCAGACAAAUACGGUAUCGCAAACCACCUUUCCUUCAACUAAUUAAAGGAAUAUUUUAUGGCGCACAAUGCCACCGACCUUUUCUUGUACCAAUUCCAGUAAAAGACGGUAUCGAUAAGCCUCCUACACUCGACGACCUCGAUAUCAAUUACUGGGACCUUUGUCACUAUUCCUGGCUCUAA
Messenger RNA from Suillus clintonianus, 1119 nucleotides. RefSeq lists its product as uncharacterized. NCBI's taxonomy places the organism in Eukaryota, Fungi, Basidiomycota, Agaricomycetes, Boletales, Suillaceae. The coding region runs from base 1 to 1119 and encodes 372 amino acids. The transcript is spliced from 5 exons. The record is from RefSeq and is a predicted model, not a curated record.